AUGCACAAUAACUCUCCCUCACGUGUGGAUAAUCACGAUCUGGAAACUCAACCACUGUUAAGAUCAAACACCCAAGAAAGCCAACUUCUCAACGAUGAAGUGAGAAUCAAUGUAGUAAAUGAGACGAUUAUUGGGUAUCGUAGGAGGAGCAUCAAGCGUUUGAUUAUUUACCUACUAGGUAUUACAUUUCUAAGUUUGUUUGGUGUAAGGAUAGUUCAAUAUAUUAGGGGACAGGUGCCGCCCACAGAAGAGAUAGAGAAAAGUUUAGCUCAGGUGACAAAAUUUAAACUAGUGGAGUUUCGGCUUGACGGUUGGAAAGAUAAUAUGCAAUCUAAUCUAAAUAAUGAUACGGGGAAGUAUCUACAAGUGAGUAUACACUCCCAAAUUUGGUUUGAUUAUAAUCAAUGGCCCGGAGCAGCAAACGAUUCGGCCAUCAGUAGCCAACGUGACUGGAUACAAUAUAUUAAUGAGAAGGUUCUUAAAACCAUUUGCAUAGAUUUGAAAAAUGUGACCACGUUCGACGGAGAUGUAAUAUUCAAGGAUAAACUGGGAGAUGUUGUUGGUAUGGACCCCAUCUGUCUUGACCUAGCCCACCAGAAAAUUAACGAUUUGCAAUUCAAAGUUCUUAUCAAACCGUCUAUUUGGAAGAUCGUGAAAGUGUUGAAAAAAUUCUGGAAUGGCGAUUUUGAUUCGUUGAAUUUAAAAUCAAAUUUAGACAUGAUUAUCUUCAAGAAAAAAUUUGGCUUGCGGCUUAAUUUACUAAAACUUGAUGGUGAAAUCUUGAAUUGGAAAGAUAUCGUUGACUGGGAAAAAAUAGCAGCAACUCCGCUUCAAAUGGUUCAAAAUAUGAUCGAUGCGAUUUCUCUUCAAGGUUUUACAUUAAGAGAUUCGGACUCUGAUGGAUUUCAUGCUAAUAUGAAACUGAAUCCAAUCACGAUUCUUAAAGGGCUAGAUUGGCUUCACCUUCCGCCAGGCGCGUCAAUCCCUUUCAUCAAUUGGGAAGUCAAACUACCGGGUUGUGACGGGGAGCCUGCUAUCGCGAUUCCAUCGUUGUCUUGCUUUAAUGAACCGAUCGGUUUGUACCAUAACAAGGAUAAUAUCGUGGUCUGUUUCCAGAAUGAAAUCGAAGGUCCUCUGCCCAAUGAACUAUUAUACGAAGAAUGUCCUCACAACAGUCUUACACCAAUGAGCCAAAUCGUCAACGCCGUCCUAAAUCAGAACGAGACCGUUACAUUUGCAGCAAGAGGUCAUGUCAUCGAAGAUGGCAUAGACAAUGAUUCAUUGAUUCCUGUCGACAUUCUCGAGGACAUUUUCCAGGAAAUAUCAUAUAUUCCUAUGACUACCAACGCUACAUUCAAUUCCAGUGAACUGAUUCAAGAAUUUCAGAUUAACGACCUUCAAUUACGAUGGGGGAGGCGCAAAAAACUCAGUCUUGUAGGAACAUUCUUGGGGUUUUUUGACUUAUCCUUCUAUGAGACACACCAGCGUGACCGAGUUCGCAUUGAUACCAUUCGGGGACAAAUUGAUCUGUACCAUAACGACAUCAAUUUCCUAAAUCUACCCAUGAAGCAAUGGGUCAACUCUACAUCACACAUUCUGCAUGAUCAGGAUACGGGGGACACCCAGAUGAAACUACAGUUCGAUCUAGAGAAUGAAGAUAUGGAAGUUGUCGACAGCAUGGAACUAACACGUACUCUGAAUGAAAUAUUAUUCCAGGGUUUCACGGCUAUCCACUUUAACGCGACAAUUGAUGCGUCACUCACGACGGCGUUGGGCCCCUGGGUUCUUACCGGGUUAACCGGAGAGGGUGACACUCUGGUCACGUGA
Messenger RNA from Saccharomyces mikatae IFO 1815, 1827 nucleotides. It is a transcript of the gene TAG1, whose product is annotated as Tag1p. The coding region runs from base 1 to 1827 and encodes 608 amino acids. The record is from RefSeq and is a predicted model, not a curated record. The transcript has a single exon. Lineage: Eukaryota; Fungi; Ascomycota; Saccharomycetes; Saccharomycetales; Saccharomycetaceae. Gene Ontology annotation, cellular component: fungal-type vacuole membrane.